GCAUCUUUCACCAGGAAACCAUAGAGCUUUGUUUUUCGACUUCAUGUGUCUUCGCUCGCAUUUCCAAUUGGCGGCCCCCAUGGUGCGUUGUUUCUCCUACUCUGCGUGCUUCUUACAGUCUCCUCGGCUUCCACUAUGUGCAAUUCUGAUUCCGUUGCGGUAAUGAGGCGUGCUGCAGGUAGGAAAUCACACAAGACGAGCUGACCUUCUCAGUUGAUGAGGAACAGUGGCUGUACGUUGUCCACCUUGUAGCAUCGUGUCUUUAUUCACUGUAAAGGGGACGCUGACUUUGGAGGCCGUCAUUGAUCUGUUGCUAGCCCUUCUCCCGAACGUGAGACUCUCGUCUUGGAUGUGGAGGCAUUUUGUGUGAAUGUUUGAUGACUAAUUUUUCUGCUUUGUAACCAUCGCCAUUACUUGUGACCUAAGUACAUCGCAUGUUCACAAUCUUCUGUUUCUGCAAUGAUCUUACAGUCCAAUGCGCUUCGCUGCUGUGAGUAGCUCCAUGUUCAUGUGACCUGACUGUUCUGUUGCAUCAGAGGCAAUCGUCCAUUGCGUCAGUUCCAAGAUAUUCCUCUUUCGUGCAUGCGAGAUUGUUGACUUUCCUUUUAACUGCGAAUUCUAGUCUGAGACACUUGUCACGGAUGGGAUGGUCUAAGCCGCAUUUUUCGCCUGUUCGGUUCCGCUUUCUCUUCAAGCCAGAGAAAUUGUGGUUGUAGAUAGUGCCUGCAAGAGGAGAAAACGUUUUCCGCGCAAUUUCUUCAAGACAUGAGAAGAGGCGAGUCAUCCUCUAAGAAGGUCGUAACGAAGGAAGAAUGGGAGAAGAACCUGCGCGAGGUCAAAAUUUGGAAAGAAGAUAUGAACAGGCUGGUGAUGAAUUUUCUCGUCACUGAAGGAUAUGUCGACGCAGUCAAAAAAUUCCUGCAUGAGUCUGGGACUCAACGUAUCCUCUGCAAUUCUUGCAAAAUUGUUAUUGCCUCCUUAAUCACAGAAUUGGUCGGUCAUGAUCUUCGAAACGCUGUAGAAUGUGGACAUGUGGAGGAUGCUAUUGAGAAAGUCAAUCACUUAAAUCCAGAGAUUCUGGAUACAAAUCCACAACUAUAUUUUCACUUGCAGCAGCUAGGGCUUAUUGAGUUGAUUCGUGCUGGUAAAGUCGAAGAAGCUCUAGAGUUUGCUCAAGAAAAGCUGGCUCCAAGUGGCAAAGAUAAUCCUGCGCUUUUGGAGGAGCUGGAACGCACUAUGGCUCUCAUGGCUUUUGAAAACGCUUCUAAAAUCUCAGUGGAGGAGGUGAAAGAGCUCCUGAACGAUAAACAGCGUCGGAAAACAGCUAAUGAAUUAGACGCUGCUGUUCUCAAAAGCCUUUCUGAUGAGAAAUGUCCAAGCUUACCAAGUAUUCUGAAGAUGUUGAUGUUGGAGCAAAAUCAGCUUGACGAAAAAGUUUCUUAUCCUCGAAUUAACAAUAUUGUGGGUGCUACGCUUGAGGGGCCUGUGAUAUAAUUUACAGCUUGUUCCAACUUCUUGUGAAGACUAUCAGGACCGUGCGUGUUAUGAUCCGGAGAGAAGGCUCCACAUUAUUAAAUCUGUAUCAAGGGUAGAGCUCUUGCUUAAGCAACCACAUACAAUUUUCUUUGGUUAAUGCAACAGCUUACAAGUUUGAGGUAAAUGUGAUUUAGCUACUGUAAAUCCUUGAAUUGAAGUGUUACAGUAGCUAAAUCUCGUUGAAAUCUUCAACUAGAGUUAAGAGUUUACUAGGAUAUAUCAACUUUUUUGUUGCACUCGGUCCAGUUCACCAAAUGUAAGUGGUGGGAAGCAAGAUGCAGAUAUUUCCCCAUUGAGCGCACCAAUCUGUGAUGCUCUUGCUUAACCUGGGCAUUUAUAAUGAUGACCCAGUGAGAUUGAUCUCUAAGAAGUACGGUCGUCUUGUAAGAUUUUCUUGUUCAUUCAAAUGACAAAACAUAUUUUGCAUU
Physcomitrium patens is the source of this 1964-nucleotide messenger RNA. The record is from RefSeq and is a predicted model, not a curated record. Lineage: Eukaryota; Viridiplantae; Streptophyta; Bryopsida; Funariales; Funariaceae.